Messenger RNA from Xyrauchen texanus (razorback sucker), 3484 nucleotides. Its product is annotated as copine-5-like. Gene Ontology annotation, biological process: cellular response to calcium ion. The coding region runs from base 290 to 2011 and encodes 573 amino acids. Gene Ontology annotation, cellular component: plasma membrane. The transcript has 21 exons. The record is from RefSeq and is a predicted model, not a curated record. Lineage: Eukaryota; Metazoa; Chordata; Actinopteri; Cypriniformes; Catostomidae. Gene Ontology annotation, molecular function: calcium-dependent phospholipid binding.
CUUCUACGCCUCGUUGAGUUUUUGACAUAGCGACUUACCUACUGAUCCAAAGCCUUACCGCAUUAAUAUUUUUUACUUAUUACAAUAUUACUGAUUUUCUUUUUCAUCAUAACAGGACAUCUGCGGUCUCCUACCAAAACAUCCGUUGAUUCUCUGUCACCCUGCUGCGGUCCUCGCGCGCACCCGCUCCUAUAGGUGGAAGUGCGUGAGAUUUUAGUACGUGCAGACUGCAGGACCCAGAACUGCCAAACUGUUUGAAGUAGAGAGCUUCCUCUCGUCCGGUACGCCCAUGGAAGGCGACGUUAUGGAUAAACUGGAGGACAUGGCCUCAGUGUGCGGGUUCGACCCUAUCACGGGGAAUAUUCCCGCCACCAAAGUGGAGAUCACCGUCUCCUGCAGAAACCUGCUAGAUCGAGACACAUUCUCAAAGUCAGAUCCUUUGUGUAUUCUUUACACUCAGGGAGCGGAGUCUAAGCAGUGGCGUGAGUUUGGGAGAACUGAAGUUAUCGACAACACACUGAACCCGGACUUUGUGAGAAAGUACAUCCUGGACUAUUUCUUUGAGGAGAAGCAGAAUCUGCGCUUUGACAUAUAUGACAUUGACUCCAAAAGUCCUGAUUUAGCCAAACACCCCUCCGAUUUAAACGACUUUCUGGGUCAGACUUUCUGCACUUUGGGUGAGAUUGUGGGUUCACCAGGCAGUCAUCUGGAAAAGCCUCUGGGUGGCAUUCCUGGGAAGAACUGUGGUACAAUUAUUCUCACAGCCGAGGAACUAGGAAACUGCAGGGACUGUGCCACAAUGCAGUUUUGUGCCAAUAAACUGGAUAAGAAAGACUUCUUUGGCCGUUCUGACCCUUUCAUGGUGUUCUACAGAAGUAAUGAGGACGGAACGUUCACUAUCUGCCAUAAGACAGAGGUGGUAAAGAAUACGCUGAACCCUGUUUGGCAGCCAUUCACCAUCCCUAUCAGAGCACUCUGCAAUGGAGACUAUGACAGGUCAAUUAAAGUGGAGGUAUAUGACUGGGACAGAGAUGGCAGCCAUGAUUUUAUCGGGGAGUUCACCACCAGCUACAGAGAGCUUUCACGUGGUCAGAGUCAAUUCAACGUAUAUGAGGUGGUGAAUUCCAAAAAGAAACUAAAAAAGAGGAGAUACAGCAACUCUGGCACUGUGACACUGCUUUCAUUCUCUGUGGAGGCCGAACACACAUUCCUGGAUUACAUCAAAGCAGGCACUCAGAUCCAUUUCACAGUGGCCAUUGAUUUCACUGCUUCCAAUGGGAACCCUUCUCAAUCCACCUCCCUCCACUACAUGAACCCAUAUCAGAUGAACGCAUAUGCCAUGGCAUUGAAGGCUGUUGGCGAGAUCAUUCAGGACUAUGACAGCGAUAAGAUGUUUCCGGCUCUGGGCUUCGGAGCCAAACUUCCUCCUGAUGGAAGGGUUUCCCAUGAAUUUCCCCUGAAUGCUAAUGUAGAAAACCCAUACUGCAACGGGAUGGAGGGCAUCUUGGAGGCUUACCACCAGAGUCUAAAGACUGUCCAGCUUUAUGGACCCACCAAUUUUGCUCCUGUCAUCAAUAGCGUAGCAAGGUAUGCUGCAGCAGUACAAGAUGGCUCUCAGUAUUUCGUACUUCUCAUAAUCACAGAUGGUGUGAUAUCAGACAUGGCUCAGACGAAAGAAGCCAUCGUCAAUGCGGCUAAAUUACCUAUGUCCAUCAUUAUUGUUGGAGUUGGCCAGGCAGAGUUUGAUGCCAUGGUAGAGCUGGAUGGUGAUGACGUGAGAAUAUCCUCUAGAGGAAAGCUAGCGGAGAGGGACAUUGUACAGUUUGUACCAUUCAGAGAUUACAUGGACAGGACAGGGAACCAUGUCCUCAGCAUGGCACGGCUUGCCAAGGAUGUCCUGGCUGAGAUACCAGAUCAGUUAAUCUUAUACAUGAAGUCAAGGGGCAUCAAACCCAACCAGCCACCACCGGAAUACAGCCCACCUGGGCUAAGUCCAACCUCCACCAAAUGAGUUUGCCCUGCCGGCUCUGGACUACAGAAAACAGGCAGUAAUUGCUUGUUAUGUCACCUCCAAAUGGAUCUCAUUCAAAACCAACACGAAGGAUUCGGUACCUGCUGUCCAGAAGAGUGGAGGGUUAAUUUCUCAAUAUAUGGAUCUCGUACACUGGAGGAAUGAUUAACUUUAUAUCAGUGUUCUGGACUUUGGACAGAAAAAGAUGGUUCUUAUGGGUUUAUUUUCCCAUGAUAUCGUUGCUAAUUAGCUAGCGUUAUAAGCACAGAUUUAUAUAAGUAAAGCUGGAUCAAUAUCAUUCUGAAUCUGACUGCACUAGUUAUAUGGAGAAGAUUUCCUCAUGCAAUGGCAAUUAACAUCUAAAUAACAACUAUACAACAAAAGGUGAUUUUUGUGUGUUAGAACGUGAGGACUGUGUGUCUAUUAAGGGGCAUUCAUCUCUAAUUAUUUGUUACCCAUCAGAGGAGGUAAACAUUAAAGAUUGUUGUUAGGAAAUAUGAUAAAAUAGCAGUGGAGCUAUUUUAAAUGAUUUAUUGUGGGUAAUCUUGUGGAAUGGUUUGGUUUGUUUUUAUUUGUAGAUAGUUUGUGUUUUUGGUGUUUUUAUUUUUUCACAGGUUUUUGGGUCUUAUUUUUCUUAUAGUACAAGUAUAAUAGUACAAAAUAAUAUUUCCCAUUGUGGUUUCUCAUUUAUAGCUUUUUAGAUCUGUGAGAAACAAGUUUUUUUUUAUUGUAAAUCCAGGUCAAAGCAAUUGUACAGCAUAUUGUAUUCUUUGUAUUUACAUACUAUAGAUGAAAUCAGUUGUUAAAGAUCUGUUGAGAGAGUUUGAAAGAGAAGCACAUAUAUUCUUAAUACUCCAAAAUUUGAAAACAAUGCGAAUCAGACACAGUUCGCAAAUACAGUCAUUACUGUACAGACUGAUUUUUCAGGUGCAAACAGUUUAAGAAUGCCAGAAUGACUUCUCAGCAAGGUUUAAAUUGGCUCUCUGCUCCCUUAAUGCUCUGGAGCCAGUAUAUCUUGAUAUUCUGCAGCAGCAGCUUUGGAUGCACACAGACCAUCAGAGAAGACGUUUGAGAUGCUUCACUGCUCACUGGCAGCCUAUAGAUGAUUGGAGAUGAUGCAAAGAAGGAGAGGGGGUUGUCUGUUGUUUUUUCUCAUAGUAGCAGCCGAGGUACAAUGAAUGACUCACCUGGUGCCCAUGUCCUGCCCUGCUGAACCUUUGCCCUCACAUGCUCUGUAUUCUCUUUGGAGUUUAUUCUCCCUUUUCUAAUAUUCCGUUUGACAGGGAUAAUUUGGAUGGUUUCAAAAGAUUCACUUUGCAUGAAUUAACUGCUGGGAGUAUAAACAUAAUAUGUUUGUUUUUUUACUAUGUUCAAGCCUUGGAUAUUAUAGCAUUGACAUAAUAAUUAAACGUGGUUCAUUGAUAUACUGGCCUUACAUAAGUUUACAUUAAGGUAUUAUUUACCUUUUUCUAU